Molecule: messenger RNA, 381 nt
Organism: Pseudocercospora fijiensis CIRAD86
Lineage: Eukaryota; Fungi; Ascomycota; Dothideomycetes; Mycosphaerellales; Mycosphaerellaceae
Exons: 4
Coding region: 1-381 (126 amino acids)
Source: RefSeq, a predicted model, not a curated record
AUGUCGCGCCUCGACCUUCGCGACACACCCACAAGCGCGGCAGCUCUAAAGGCUUGCUGUCACCCUAAAAUCUCGACUUUGCAUCACACUUUGAUCGUCGCGGACCUCUCCGGAAGUGCGCGCAAAGCUGCCGCGACAACGCAACAUCUCGCAAUUCGGAGUCGCUACAUCAUCUCUGUCAGCAGUCAAUUGCGCCGAACUCGUUCGACUCGGGGUGGCAUCUGUUGCAAAAAGGGUCAUGUGCUGAGGAGUGUUAGCGAGGUCAGCGUGACAGAGCUGCGGAAAAGACUUGCAUCAAGCAGAUCAUUCGCAGCCGCAGACGUGCCCGUGUCGCCCCUCACUACGUUCAUAGUGCAGAGUCUUGUGCUGUGGUUGGCCUAA